Myxocyprinus asiaticus (Chinese sucker) is the source of this 5272-nucleotide messenger RNA. RefSeq lists its product as uncharacterized. The coding region runs from base 1779 to 4907 and encodes 1042 amino acids. Lineage: Eukaryota; Metazoa; Chordata; Actinopteri; Cypriniformes; Catostomidae. The record is from RefSeq and is a predicted model, not a curated record. The transcript is spliced from 11 exons.
ACAUAUGAGCAGUGGGCACUGUCUUCAGAAGAACCCACUGAGCCAGAUAUGGAUGUUACAGGUAAGCAGUGGUGUUGUUGUGGCCAUACGCAACGUACAAAUGCUUGCUUUUUUCCCAGGUCUGUUUGCAUAUAACGACUUCUAAGGAUCAAUAUUUGCGUAUACCCUCAGUAUAUCCACUUGUUUUUCUGCUUCAGAAGUCCAUAAUCUACUGUCUUUAGUUUCCCUUUAACUGUAUUGGAUGCUGUUUUGUGAAACUGGAGAUUCUUUGUUGUAAUUGGUGCAUUAUCACUUGAAUUCUGCCAUUCCCUGCCCCUGACAACUGUUGUCACCUGCAUCGACUGAGAGAAUUUGACAUUGAGUGGAGAGAGAGAGAGAGUCACCCUCACGCUGAAGCAGUAUCAGGUAAAAUUAAAUGACGAAAUAUGCCAAACGUCCAGUAAAAUGAGGAAUCGUCCCAUAAUUAAGGGAAAAAAUUGCGUUCCAUAUGAAAUCCAUACGCGAUGCAGUUUGUCCCGUAUUUUAGCAUCACACACCCAAACUGCUGAGAAUGUUUCACAAAUCGAGAGAAAUGGACCUGAAACACACACACCUUUCGCGUGAGUUGUGUGAGAUAUCGGCUGUUGCUUUACACGGAUGAUCAGUGACAAUCAGCGCAUGUUUUCUGUCAGAAGCAAGAUAAUUUUGUCAAAAUCAUAUAGCAUUCGAGUGCAUGUUAAUUGUUUCCCAUCAUUGGGAUUUUAAAACACCAGUAAACACACCUAUUCAUGACUGUCACAAUUAAUCACCUUUCUGUUCCAUGGACUUUUAUAUUGAAAUGGUUUUUUGUCCCAUGUCUUCAGUUUUCUCCAACUACAUUUCCCAUAAUGCACUGCCCUCAUCACUGCCAUCUGUUUCCAAUCCUCCUCACCUGUUCUCCAUUCCCUCAUUAGCACCUUCUUGUAUAAGUACCCUCCUGUUUUGUCCAUUCCUUUGUCAGUUCUUGAAUUGUUACUAGUUGGUUAUGUAUUAUGUUGAGUUGUUAUUUUGUUGUGUUCCACUCCAGCGUAUUUCCUUGUGUGAUUCCAUGUAAGAGAUUUGUUCCACUCCAGCGUGUUUCCUAGAUUGAUUCCUUGUAUGCCAUUUGUUCCACUCCAGCAUCUACCAUUAAAAGACUGAAAAGUUACUCCUGCAUCUCCUCUCUUCCACUCCACGAACCAGCGUUACAGAAGAACUGACCAAACAAAGAAUACAGACUCACUUACCUGUCCCUCCCAACGUCCAACUCGCAAGACUCUCCGCGAUUCCUCUCCACCUUCUACUCCAGCGAUUCCCUCUAAUCCUCCUCUCCUACAAGACCAGACCGACAGGAGUCAUGGAGCUGACUGGUUCAUUUAUGGAAUUAUUCAAACAAGACCUUCCUCUCCUGGAAUACACCGUCAAGUUCUGUCAACUCGUCACUUCCACCACUAUCUCGGACCCCUAUCUCAUUGCCAUUUACGGAAUGGGUUUGAACUUCCAUCAUCAGCUCUUCCAGAAGUGGAGAAUCUUCCCUUUGUGGAAUAUGUCCGAGCCACACUGUCCAUCCAUCACCCCUCGCAGCCUGCCACGGUCCCUGUCUCCAGGCCUGCCACGGUCCCUGUCUCCAAGUUGCAGUUCCGCCGCUCUCUAUAUGCGGAUUACGCAGUCAGACGAAAAGGGACUGGGCAAUAGUAAACCACUUUUUUUGGUAGGACUACACCACUGCAGCUUGUGCAAGCCGAUCAUCCUUGCAGAAGACACCCCAGCGCUCCUCACACAUGGCUGCACUGGAAAAUCAACCUUCACAAAAGCUUUCUGAUCUAACUGAAGAACUUCUACUGCCAGAAGGUUGGAAGCAGACGCUCCCCAAAGAGCAACAUCUGUGGGUCAGCAAGGCUCUCUUCACCAGAGACGCAUCUGGGAAGUUGACGCUGACUGAACCUCUGCAACUGUGGUGGUCUCCUCCUGGACCCCAGAUGCUAUAUUCACAGCCUCCUCUUUCACCGGACCCGUUCUUUCACAGCAGGCUGUUCCUUUGGAUGCCCUACCACAUGUGGGGAUAUAGACUUCUGUGCACAAAGCCCAACUGCCGUCGCCUUGGCAACCAUUUGACAGCUUGCGGGCUGUACAAGACUGUUCGGAGGGUUUUGGACCUGAGUGGGUGGUACUUCAUGGUAACAGAGUACCUGGAGUGCUGUUCCUGUAAGAAGAAAGUGGCGGGCUGGUCGCAGGAUAUUAUGGAUCAGCUGGAUCCCAUCCAUUGUGAGAAAUUCCCAGCAAUCCUGACCUACAGAUUGUCCUGCGACAAGGAGAUUGUCAGACUGAUGCGAGGUCAAACACCAGGAAACAGUGCAACCACACUGUACCGGCACCUGCGUGUCAGGCACAAAGAGCAGUGGCUGGUCCAGUCUGCAGAGUACUUCUCUGUACUAAACAAGUUUCAAGAUCCCAGCACCCUUACUGCCAGGCUGCCACAGAUGAUGCCAUUGCCUUCUCCGUCAUUGCUGUUGUCAGUAUAUGUAAAGGAUGUACUGGCACGGCUCGGAGAAAUGAAGGCCAGGGUCACUUCCAUCUAUGGCUCCAUCCUGAAAAUGGCAUACACCAAGAAGGUCACUCAGAAACAUGCUGCAGAUUCAGCUGUGUGGACCAUAAGCAUGGGGAAUGAGGUUGGUCAGGUCCUAAUGUGUGUCUUAACCCAAGCAGAAGGAGAGGGCCUGCUUCCUAUGUGCUCCGGGUUGAUGGAGCGUUACCGGCGGGCUGGAGAGGCUCCUCCAAAAGUCCUCUAUGUGGACCGUGAAUGCUGUGCCACUCUGGGGAAGGGCAAAGCAGCUGCCAUGUUCCAUGAGUGGGACCAACUGGUCGUCAGACUCGACGUGUACCAUUUUAUUCACCAAUUCGCAGCAGGUAUCACUUCAGAAAACCACACGCUGUACAGUGUCUUCAUGGGACGCCUCUUCUCUUGCAUCUUUGAGUGGGAUGCAGCGGAUUUAGAAAGACUGCUAGAAUCCAAGCAGUCAGAGCUGCGACAGUCCGCGGGUUUCUUAACCAGAGCACCCAGCAAGCCCACUGCCAAAGAGUUGGCAAGGCAUUGCCGACACUACACACGUGGGGCUCAUGUGACCGAACAGCUCAUUGAGCAGCUGUUGAAAGACUUCAUGGAGGCUACAGACAUGAUGGGCAUCAGACUUGUGGACCAGGAGAGGAUGAUGGAGAUCUGGAGAACCCAGCGAUGCCAUCUUUCCUGUAUCCAGGAUCCUCCAGAUGUGCAGCUUUAUAGGAAGGUUGGAGAGGUGACUAGAGGAGGGGUCAAUCUGCCUGUGUACAACUGUGCACGUGACUUUGCGUCCAUUGAUUCAUUCCACUGGCAUCUAAACCACUUCAUUCCAGUGACAUGUUCAAAGGACUUGCACUUCCACGUUUACCUACUGGAGGGGCUAGUGCAAUGGAACGAGGCUCGUGCAGAAGGUGGCAAUGGACAAGGCAUCUACUAUGGCAGUCAAUUGCAGCAAUAUGUAAACCGUCUGAGCCAGAUGUUUCUUGGCUGUAAAUUGGAUGAAGAUCACACCAACUCGGGAAAGUAUACUGGUGAGCUCAUAGGGGUGGAGUAUCUGUACUCCCAAACCAACAGAGUGUUGGAGGUGGACGACAUUAUGGAUCCCGAUACUCCGGAUGAGAAUGGAAGUGAUGAGGACCUGGAAGGUGAUCUGGAACAUGAGAGAUUUGAGGAUUUGCACUUUGAUGGCCUUGAGCCCUUUGAAUUCUUGGAGUUCAGCCUCAAUCCACCUCAACCUGUUCAACAUCAGGCAGUGGUUGUGCAAAUGCCUUUCUCCAGUCCUUCUACAUUCCAGCCAGAUCCGAUCGUGUCUUCCACAUCUGGGCCCUUAAAAGAUGAGCGUACCACAGCAGACACAUUUACUCCACAGGGCAUGUCACAGGAGGAUGAUGAUGAGAAUUGCCUGGGACCUGAUGAUAUUCCUGGUUAUGACCAUGUUAUUAACUUGGCCAAUAGUUUGGUUGACUUAAGAAACCAGGGAUUUGUCAAGCAGCGAAAGGUGGAUGAGAUUGUCACUCUAUGGGACAAGCUGUCAGAGCAAGACAAGGGCAAUAUCCCUUAUCCAGGUCGCCAUGAAGACAGACUGCACUUUGUGACUCCUUGCAUAGAUGGUCUGAAAAGCCGCCUUGUCGAGGCCAUUUGCCUGGCUCUCAGCCGCAUUCACCCUGCCGGUCAGACCAUUGCAGGUGUCAGGGUGAACAGGUGGGCUGCCAUCCUCCGGGAUUACUGCAUGAUUAGGGACAUAGUCCUGGACAACACUGUGAUCACGGCCCGGACGAGGAUACAGCUAUUUGACGUAAACCAGCGGACACUCUGCCAGUGGUACAACACCAGAAGGCAUAGGCAAGAACAGAUGGUUUUGAACAAAUGCAUUGACCACAUGAGGGCUCCUUUGGAGGCCUCCGCACCCCUUCCUCCUGUGCUAGAGCCCCUUCAUCAUGGACCUGUAAUUAAAGUGGAGGUGGAUGCUUCUGGACUGGACACGUGUGUUCAGGGCCAUCCUCUUCCAGUCCAGGGGAGCCCCAAGCCUUCUUAUGCAGCCCUCUUGCUAUCACCCCAAGAGCAAAGAACUGCUGACACCACACCUCCUAGUCCAAAGGUGCCCAGGACCACAGCGUGGCGACGGAGGAAGGCAGAGGAAGAAGCUGCCCAAAGAGGGUUACCCAUUAAGCGGCCAUGCGAACAGUAUGUUUGUAAAAAGUGUGGCAAACCAAAGACUAAAGAGUUUGGUCAUAGCCAGUUCCGUGGGGUCCACUUUUGUGCCAAAGCUGCUGGAAAGACUGUAGAGCAGUGGAUGGAAGAAAUGAGAAGUGGACAGGGAUCGGUGACUCAACAUGUAAAUGUUUCGUUGUAACAUUUUUGUACAUUUCCAUUGUUUAUUUUGUUCAUACAGUAUAUAGAUUGUCAGUAGUAAUUUUCAGCUAUUUAUUGGUUUUCAUUGUUCGUGUGAUUUCUGAAAUGGCAGUAUGUUUGAGGAUUCUGACUGGGCAGGAUGUCCAUAUUUUAACAAUGGAAGAUGGAGAGGGUGUUUUUAAUGUUAUUUUAAUUGUUUGGUUCUACUAAUGGUACAGAAAUGACACACUUAAAGGAAUAUUCCGGGUCCAAAACAAGUUAAGCUCAAUCGACAGCAUUCGUGGCAUAAUGUUUAGUGCCGCAAAAAUUAAUUUAGACUUGUCCCUCCUUUUCUUAAAAAAAAAAAAAAAAAAAAAAAAAAGGAAA